Molecule: messenger RNA, 1440 nt
Organism: Besnoitia besnoiti
Lineage: Eukaryota; Apicomplexa; Conoidasida; Eucoccidiorida; Sarcocystidae
Product: Brf1p family coiled coil protein
Exons: 8
Coding region: 1-1440 (479 amino acids)
Biological process (GO): intracellular mRNA localization
Cellular component (GO): nuclear outer membrane-endoplasmic reticulum membrane network; ribonucleoprotein complex; endoplasmic reticulum
Molecular function (GO): mRNA binding
Source: RefSeq, a predicted model, not a curated record
AUGGCGAACGCUGCAAUUGAGAAAGUCACCCCCGCGGUGACUGGCAAGAAGGAGGCGAAGGACAAGCUCGCGCCCGUCCCCAAGCCGAACGAAAAAGAGUACAAGGGCCGCAUCGAUGCCGAAACGAAGGCCAUCGAUGAAAUCAAGGCCAAAAUCAACGAAUUGCAGCAGCGCAUCACGAGCAUGAUCGGCGGCCGGGAUGAGUACAACCGGAAGAAGCAGGAGAUGCGCGCGCGGCUGGACGAGCUGCAGGUCCAGAUGGACAAAUACGAGGGCGAGAGAAAGAAGCUCAUUGAGGCGAUUGACUCGCGCCAGAAAGAGGGCCUCGAAAUGAAGCAGAGCGUCCAGGACAUGAGGCGCAAGCUCGGCUUCUCGACGACAGAAGAGAUCGACCGUCGCAUCGCGGCUCUGGAGCACUCAAUGAUGACGAGCACGCUCACGCUGAAGGAGGAGAAGAAGCUCUUGGACCAAAUCAAGCAGCUGAAGCACAACCGACCGCUGGUCGGCAAGUUCGCGGGGCUCGAGGCCGGCGCGAGCUCCUUCGAGGAAACCUCCGUGGUUCCCCUGCGCGCGAUGCUGGAUGAGGCGCGGACGAAGCUUUUGGAGUUGCGGGCGAUGAAGCGCGAAGAGCAAGAGAAAUACUUUACACUCGUCAAGCAGCGCCAGGAGGCUACGGCCCCGGGUCGCGAGCUGAUCGAGGAGCGAGACAAGCUUUCCAAGCAGAUGACUGAGCACAUGAUGAAGCGCCGCGAGAUACAGGACGAGUACAAGAAGGAGAACUGGAAGUACCAGGCGUACCUUGCUCAGCAGCGCCAGGAAAGGAACGAGAAGAUGAAGGAGGAGCGUAUGCGCCGCCAAGUCGAGCAGGAGCGCGCGAACCUGGAGCGUCAGCUCGAGAUGGUUGACGAGGAGCCAGUCGACGGCGAGAUCGUCCUGCUCACCCAGACCAUCGCCUACGUGCAGAAGAUCAUCGAUGAUCACAAGCAGCAGACGCAGGAAGACUCCACCGCCAAGCAAGAGAAGAGCGUCGUCGAGGCGCCGAAGGGCGACGGCGUGGCGCUCUUGCCAAAGAAUCAGCGAGAGGAGGAGUACUUCUUCGCUCCGAAGGCGAUGAAGAAGAAGAAUGACGGCGGCAUCAAGAAGACCAAGCCCAAGAGCAUCAAACACGAUAUCGGCACGCUGCUGUACUUCGAGCAGUGCGGAGUGGCUGCGCCAGUCUUCGAAGCGGACCUCGAGCCAUGCAUGAAGCUGCUGGAGGAGAAGCUCGACGCGGCGAAGGCGUUGCAGGCGACGAAGGCCGCCCGCGUGGAGGCGCGCCGGCAAGAGAUCCAGAAGGAGCUGGAUGCUAUUGACGCGCGCGCCAACGCGGGCCUCAACGGCGCCGAGAAGCGCGAGGAGGGCGAGGAUGAGGCGAACGGCGAAGAGGAGGAGGCUGAGUAA